Aspergillus puulaauensis is the source of this 756-nucleotide messenger RNA. RefSeq lists its product as uncharacterized. Bases 1 to 756 code for a protein of 251 amino acids. NCBI's taxonomy places the organism in Eukaryota, Fungi, Ascomycota, Eurotiomycetes, Eurotiales, Aspergillaceae. The record is from RefSeq and is a predicted model, not a curated record. The transcript has 5 exons.
AUGGACGCCUUGUAUGAUGCCUUAAUUGAAUGGGCUCCUAAUAUUGCACAUAGCAAGCGAUUCUUUAACUCAGUCACGAACAUUCUCCCAACCGCACCCCCAACUCCGAGGAGACUGUCCCCCCAUCCUCCAUGGCUAUCAGCGACGUCUCUUCUCCCCUUCCCCCCUGCUCGUCGGCGAACGAAGUUGUAUGUGACACGAGUGCAAACAUACGAGUGGAUAAUACUUACCAGAUACCUAGCCUUGUCCCCCGGCAGCAGCCCAACUAACACCAACGAGCCCGCCGAGGUCGCCCCCGAUCCCCCCGCUCCCGCCACUCCCGCCGACCCUGCUGCGGUUGUGGAAUUCCUGGCCGCCCUGGCCGCCCCUCGACGGCUCUCACAAAGCCAUUUCAAUCUUUUCUCAAGCAUAUUGCGGACACGAAGCCACCCCUGUUGCCCGGGCGCCUAUGCCGCUCCCGCCAGUGCCGCCGACGUGGCCGCCGUGGUGGCCUUCCUUUUGGCCCUUGCGGCCCUUGCCCCCGCUGCCCAGACCGGGGAAAAUCUAGAGCCAGCCGCUGCUGCCUCCUCCCCGCCUUCAAAGAAGGCUAAGAAAGAAUCGCGGGGUAAAUGCCCCAGGCCUGGCUGCGGUGGCCUCUCACACGAGGGGAAGUGCAUCCCAUAUUGUAUGGAAGGCCAGAAAAGAACCACGGGGCAAAUGCCCGAAGGAGGGCUGUGGUGGGCUCUCCCACGAGGGGGAGUGUAUCCCCUACUGUAG